Messenger RNA from Gadus macrocephalus (Pacific cod), 978 nucleotides. RefSeq names its product agrin-like. Lineage: Eukaryota; Metazoa; Chordata; Actinopteri; Gadiformes; Gadidae. The transcript has 2 exons. The record is from RefSeq and is a predicted model, not a curated record. Gene Ontology annotation, molecular function: laminin binding. Gene Ontology annotation, biological process: receptor clustering; G protein-coupled acetylcholine receptor signaling pathway. The coding region runs from base 361 to 963 and encodes 200 amino acids.
CGAAGGUCCCCUUCGCCUUGUCGGAUCAGCAAUUCAGAUUGCAUGCAAAUCGAGACGGCGUCAUUGUGAGAGCCGCGCGGGUGAGGAGGGGGGAGACGCAGAGAGAGAGAGUCGCGCAGCGCAUUCCUUGAGAGAGAGAAAGAGAGAGAGGGAUCCCUUCCCCUUCCUUGUCUCCCAGCCGCCGGCAGCAGCAGCAGCAGAUGCAGCGAGUUUGGCUGAAAGAGGAGAGAGAUUAGAGUUAGUUUGUCGGGAAGUUUCGGAGGGUAUAUCUACGGUGUUUGUUCUCCCGAGGUCCCGGGCGGAGCGUUUUUCAUUCCACCAACUUUUUCCGGUCGGUAACUCUGCGCCUCUCACGCCGAGAUGGAAGCAGGGCAGCGGGGACACUUGUGCGUGUGGCGGGGGUGGUGGUGGACGGCCACGCUUCUACUGGCGCUUUUCUGUCAGAGGUGCGAUGGAAGUUGCCCAGAACAAGAUCUGGAAAAGAGAGAAGAGGAGGCUAAGAUCGUGCUGACCGGCACCGUGGAGGAGAUCAUGAACAUGGACCCGGUGCACAACACAUACUCCUGCAAGGUGAGGGUGUGGCGCUACCUCAAAGGGAAGACCGUCGUCAACGGCGACAUCCUGCUGGACGGCGGCAACAAGGUGAUGAUCGGCGGCUUCGGGGACCCCGGCAUCUGCGACAACCAGGUCGCCACGGGCGACACGCGCAUCUUCUUCCUGAACCUGGCGGGGUUGCUGCCCUGGCCGGUGCACCGCAACGAGCUGCUGCUGAACUCCAGCCUGAUGAGGAUUACCCUGAGGAACCUGGAGGACGUGGAGCACUGCGUGGAAGGUAGGCGCACCUCAGGGGCCCGGCGGGGGGGGGGGGGGGGUCCCCUGGGUCUCCCAGUCUGGAGGAACCCCCCCCAACACACGCACACGGGCUGCAUUUUGGCUCAGGAGGUAGAGCGGGUCGGCUCGUAACCGGAGGGUCGCCGG